This is a messenger RNA of Haliotis rufescens (red abalone), 1055 nucleotides long. Its product is annotated as apoptosis regulator BAX-like. Lineage: Eukaryota; Metazoa; Mollusca; Gastropoda; Lepetellida; Haliotidae. The record is from RefSeq and is a predicted model, not a curated record. The transcript has 4 exons. Gene Ontology annotation, molecular function: protein heterodimerization activity; protein homodimerization activity. Gene Ontology annotation, biological process: extrinsic apoptotic signaling pathway in absence of ligand; regulation of apoptotic process; intrinsic apoptotic signaling pathway in response to DNA damage. Bases 215 to 895 code for a protein of 226 amino acids. Gene Ontology annotation, cellular component: mitochondrial outer membrane.
CUUGCUGAUGUCACGCUUUGACCUCCUAUAAAGGUUCCACCUGAAUCUCGAUUUAGACCAUAAUGUUGAGACUUUACAUUAGUCAAGGUAUUUCCCAGGGAUUUCCCUCAAGGCGAGUAUAAAGAUCAACACAGCUACCCUGAAGUCAGUUUAACGACUGUCAACCGUAAGAGACAUCGUGCUACGAAGAGAGAUUUGUGUUCCCACUAAUCACAUGACGUAUUUACCUGUAAUGAUGGCAAGUCACGGCGUACCGCUACAGCAGCGACGGGGCAGCGCCACCCUCACACCCCUCGUCCUGCCAACCCGGGGGUGCGGGAACGGCGUUAACGCCCUCCCCAAUGAAGACCUGGUGGAGGAGGGGAAAGAACUGUUUCAUAAUUUCGUUUUGGAGGAUAUUCAUCGGGAAGAAAUGUCGGUUGAGGACCUGACGGCCCAAAUCAGCACCCCAGCCGGUUACAAGAACCCAAUGUGGGCGAAAACUGGGCGUGAACUGCGCCACAUGGCGGAUGAAUUCGCUAAAACCAAAGAACGGAAGAGACUGGCGAACAAAGCUGCUUCAGUGGACAUCAAUUUGGUAACUUUCGAACAAUUCCGUGACCUGUUGUCGGAGCUGUUUCAUCAGGACGACUUCACCAAGGAACGGGUGAUGAUCCUGUUCUGUUUCUGUUCGGACUUGGCUGUCCGAGGGCUCAGGAUUGGCGUGGAGUUGUGUUGCCAAGUGGUCAGCUGGUCACUCCGAUUUAUCACUGAUACAGUGUGCUCAAUUAUACAGACGCUGGGAGGAUGGAGCCAGGUGGUGUGUCGGAACGGCGAGGGUCCCCUAGGCUACGUAAUGGUGGCAGUUGUCGCCGUGGUGGGGACAGUCCUCGUCAUGAGGUACCUGAAACAGUGAACGCUAUGAGGUCACACCUGAACCCAUGACUCUUUCAUUCCAAGUUGAUCUCAGACGUCCAAUGGUGCUUCGACAAACCCAUGUGUUCAUCACACCUCCAGCGUCGACUGGGGAACACAACGCACAAAAGACGCUUACCCACUUUACACAUGGUCAACGC